This is a messenger RNA of Stylonychia lemnae, 1329 nucleotides long. The record is from the annotation of a GenBank genome assembly. NCBI's taxonomy places the organism in Eukaryota, Ciliophora, Spirotrichea, Sporadotrichida, Oxytrichidae.
AUGGAGGAAAUGAAAGAAGUUAUUGAGACUCUCAAGCAAAUGACUUUAGAGGAGAAUUAAUAAGCUUCAGGGGGAAAUGAGAGUACAGUAGAAGAAACGAAAGAAAACAUGUAUAUUAGAAGAGAACGAGUCUAUCCUGAUAUACCAAGACAAGUUGGCUUUGCAUUCGAUAAUUUUAUGCUCUUACACGAAAAUUUUAAGAGAGAUCAUCCUGAGAGACCAGCAAGAUUAAUGUCAAUCUAUACUCAUUUAGAAAAAACUUAAAUACUUAAACAGCUUCCAAAGAUUGAGUUUGAGUCAGUUGAUGAGAAGUAUUUGAAGAUGACACACGACUAGAGUCUUAUUAACACAGUAGAUUUGAGUAUUUAUAAUUCCAAAGAACUAAGAAGAGGAAAUGAAGUUCCUAAACUAGCAAAAGAAACUCAUUACAUUGAUAAUGAUGUCUACGUCAAUAAAUACACAAAAGAGUGUGCUUACUUAGCUGCUGGUGCUUCGGUUGAAGCAUGCAAAUAGGUUUAUUCGUAAGAAGGCUAAAUGGAUGCUGCUUUUGCAGCUAUCCGACCACCAGGUCAUCAUGCUUCAUGCGAGAAGAUAUCAGGAUUUUGUUUAUUCAAUAAUGUUGUUGUUGCUGCAAAAUAUUUAUAAUCAGAGCUUGGGAUGAAGAAGAUAUGUAUUUUUGAUUGGGAUAUUCACUGUGGAGAUGGAACAUCCCAAAUUCUAUACUAAGAUGACUCUGUACUAUAUAUCUCAUUGCAUAGAUAUGAUGAUGGUAUGUUUUAUCCUGGUAAAGCUGGAUCACCAGAUUUGAUCGGGGAAGAGAAAGGAAAAGGCUUCAAUAUUCACUUCGCAUUUUCUGCUUAUUCGAAUAAAAACAUUUCUGAUAUGGAAUACAUCUACGCUUGCACAGACUUAUUAUUCCCAAUAAUAAAAGAAUUCGGUCCUGAAGCCAUCUUAAUUUCAUGCGGAUUUGAUUCUGCUAAAGGAGACCCAUUAGGAGGUAUUGGAGUGACCCCACUAGGAUAUUCUUGGAUGACUUAUGGAUUAAUGAAAAUUUGCCCUGACAUUGUUGUGCUUCUUGAAGGUGGUUAUAAUCUUGAUGCUCUUGCACUUAGCAGUGAAGCUGUAAUUUCGACUUUGAGGAUAGAUCCAAACGAUCAAGAAUCAUUUGACAAAUACAUAGAAAAAAGAUGGUCAUCUGAAUAAACUUUCAACUAAUUAUCAGAGAAGAGUCUUUAGAAAGCAGCAAAAGAAUUCAGAGAACCUAAUGCUUAUUUGAGAAAACUACUUUAACCGUUUUGGAAGUGCUUACAACCAGAGUCAGCAAAGUGA